Molecule: messenger RNA, 474 nt
Organism: Nymphaea colorata (pocket water lily)
Lineage: Eukaryota; Viridiplantae; Streptophyta; Magnoliopsida; Nymphaeales; Nymphaeaceae
Product: GDSL esterase/lipase At1g29670-like
Exons: 2
Coding region: 1-474 (157 amino acids)
Source: RefSeq, a predicted model, not a curated record
AUGCCAGCUGGGUCCAACAUCUUUUCUAGAACCAAAAAUAAUGGUUCCGACGAGGACUUUCUGAACGAGGCAGACUCGUAUCUAAAUCACCAGCUGAAGUAUGCUCUGGAUGGUAUGAGCCGAGACAAGCCUGGCUUCAGCUUCGUCUACGUCAAUAUCUUCCACAUGGUUAUGAGCAUGCUCGACGACCCAACUGCUUACGGAUUGAAGGUAACCAAUGAAACUUGUUGUACCCUGUCCGCUAGUAGUGGCGAUAUGGCAUGUGCUGAAGGAGUCGCACCGUGCUCGGAUAGGAGCAUUUACCUCUUCUAUGACGCGGUGCACCAGACUGAGAGUGUCUACGUGCAAUUGUCGACGAAGGCCUUCUUCUCUAAGCUCGACACUGAGGUCUACCCAUUCAAUGUCAAUGUUCUAGCAAACCUCACUCUGGAUGUUGGGGCUUCUUCGAAUGUUCAACCAUGGAGUGAUGCUUAA